Messenger RNA from Pelecanus crispus (Dalmatian pelican), 2886 nucleotides. Lineage: Eukaryota; Metazoa; Chordata; Aves; Pelecaniformes; Pelecanidae. The record is from RefSeq and is a predicted model, not a curated record.
GAGGCUGUGGGCAUGGGUAUAUCGGGGAGAACAAAUUGCUCACAGGAGCCUUGGAGGAUUGUAGUCAUGGGGAAUAUGAGGAGCAAAAGAAAAAGCAGGGUGUUGCAGCUGACUAUCACAGCAGUGGCCACACUGUUAUUAAUGGCUGGAAGAUCCACAACACAGCAAAGAACAAAUGGUUUGUAUGCAUGGCGAAAACCCCUGAAGAGAAGCAAGAAUGGCUGGAAGCUAUUUUGAAAGAGCGAGAGAGAAGAAAAGGUUUAAAAUUGGGCAUGGAACAGGACACUUGGGUGAUGAUCUCUGAGCAAGGAGAAAGACUGUACAAAAUGAUGUGCAAACAAGGGAAUCUCAUCAAAGACAGGAAGAGGAAAUUAACCACUUUCCCCAAAUGCUUUCUUGGAAGUGAAUUUGUGUCCUGGUUGUUGGAAAUUGGAGAGAUACACAAAUCUGAAGAAGGUGUUCAUCUUGGCCAAGCUUUAUUAGAGAAUGGCAUUAUCCAUCAUGUUACAGAUAAGCACCAAUUCAAACCUGAACACAUGCUGUACAGAUUCCGAUAUGAUGAUGGAACAUACUACCCAAGAAAUGAGAUGCAGGAUGUGAUCUCUAAGGGUGUACGACUGUACUGUCGCCUUCACAGUCUGUUUACCCCAGUAAUUAGGGAUAAAGAUUAUCACUUGAGAACCUACAAAUCUGUGGUCAUGGCUAACAAACUUAUAGACUGGUUAAUUGCACAGGGGGAUUGCCGGACGAGGGAAGAAGCUAUGAUAUUCGGUGUAGCUCUUUGUGAUAACGGGUUUAUGCACCAUGUGUUAGAGAAAAGUGAAUUUAAAGAUGAACCAUUGCUGUUCCGUUUUUAUGCGGAUGAAGAAAUGGAAGGGUCAAAUAUGAAGCACAGACUCAUGAAACAUGAUCUGAAAGUAGUGGAAAAUGUCAUAGCCAAGUCAUUAUUGAUUAAAUCUAAUGAAGGCACCUAUGGUUUUGGUUUAGAAGAUAAAAAUAAGGUGCCAAUUAUUAAAGUGGUGGAGAAAGGAUCAAAUGCUGAGAUGGCAGGCUUGGAAGUUGGGAAGAAAAUCUUUGCCAUUAACGGUGACCUGGUUUUUCUGCGACCCUUCAGUGAAGUGGAUUGCUUCCUGAAAGCAUGUUUAAACAGCAGAAAGCCCCUGCGGGUUCUUGUGAGCACUAAACCACGGGAGACAGUGAAGAUUCCUGACUCUGCAGAUGGACUUGGAUUCCAAAUCCGGGGCUUUGGCCCAUCAGUUGUCCAUGCUGUUGGGAGAGGAACAGUGGCAGCUGCGGCAGGUCUCCACCCUGGCCAAUGCAUAAUCAAAGUGAAUGGAAUUAAUGUCAGCAAAGAGACUCAUGCAAGUGUUAUUGCUCAUGUCACGGCGUGCAGAAAGUACAGACGGCCAAUGCAGCAAGAUUCUAUACAGUGGGUUUACAACAGCAUUGAAAGUGCACAGGAAGACCUUCAGAAAACGAACACCAAGCCCUCUGGAGAUGAUGGAGGAGAUGCCUUUGACUGCAAAGUGGAAGAGGUAAUUGACAAAUUUAACACUAUGGCAAUAAUUGAUGGGAAGAAAGAUCAUGUGAGUCUGACUGUUGACAAUGUUCAUCUGGAGUAUGGAGUGGUUUAUGAGUAUGACAGCACAGCUGGAAUAAAGUGCCACGUGUUAGAAAAAAUGAUUGAACCAAAGGGAUUUUUCAGCCUGACUGCAAAGAUUCUUGAAGCACUGGCAAAAAGCGAUGAACAUUUUGUGCAGAAUUGCAACAGCCUCAAUUCCUUAAAUGAAGUGAUCCCCACUGAGCUUCAGAGUAAAUUCAGUGUCAUUUGCAGUGAGAAAGUUGAGCAUAUUUGCCGAAGAAUCUCUAGUUAUAAAAAGUUUUCAAGAGUAUUAAAAAACAGAGCUUGGCCUACCUUCAAACAAGCUAAGUCAAAGAUUUCACCACUUCACAGCAGUGAUUUCUGUCCAACCAAUUGCCAUAUCAAUGUGAUGGAAGUGUCUUACCCUAAAACCUCAACUUCCCUUGGUAGUGCCUUUGGUGUACAGUUAGACAGCAGAAAACAUUCUUCCCAUGAAAAGGAAAAUAAAAACAGUGAUCAAGGUAAACUGAAUCCCAUGAUUUAUGUCCAACAUACCAUUACUACUAUGGCUGCCCCUUCAGGGCAGUCUCUUGGCCAGCAAGAGGGCCAUGGUCUGAGGUACCUCUUAAAAGAAGAAGAUUUAGAAACACAAGAUGUCUAUCAAAAAUUGCUGUUCAAAUUACAAGCUGCACUGAAAGAGGUGGAAACAUGUGUCUGUCAAAUAGAUGACCUUCUUUCUUCAAUAACAUAUUCUCCCAAAUCAGAACGUAAAACGCCUGAGCCUUUAAUACCAGCAGACAGUGAUAAUGAAAAGGGGGAAAGGAAUGGGAAGAAAGUCUGUUUCAGCGUGACAGGUGAUGAACAAGAAGAUUCUGGUCAUGAUACCAUCAGCAACAGGGAUUCUUACAGUGAUUGCAACAGCAAUAGGAACUCCAUUGCCUCAUUCACCAGCAUUUGUAGCAGUCAGUGCAGUUCUUAUUUUCACAGUGAUGAAAUGGAUUCAGGUGAUGAGCUUCCCAUAAGUGUUCGAAUCUCCCAUGAUAAACAGGACAAGCUCCAUAGCUGUUUGGAGCAUCUUUUUGGUCAAGUUGAUUCAAUUGUCAAUCUUCUAAAAGGACCAGCUGUGAUGAGGGCCUUUGAGCAGACAAAAUACUUCACACCAGGUCGAGGCCUCCAAGAAUUUCAGGAAAGGGAACCGAAGCUUAACUGUCCAAAGAGGCUACGACUCCACAUCAAGCAAGAUCCUUGGAAUCUCCCCAGCAGCGUCCGGAGUCUUGCCCAGAAUAUCAGAAAAUUUGUUGAAG